AUGGUCGAAGCCGGCCUUACCGGUAUCAAUAUGAGCCUCGAUACUCUUGACCCCUGGCAAUUCCAGAUUAUGACCCGCCGCAAGGGGUUUGACGCUGUCAAACGGAGCAUGGACAAGAUCUUUGAGCUCAAUCGUCACGGCGCUGGAAUCAAGUUCAAGAUAAAUUGCGUGGUAAUGCGCGGCGUCAACGAUCGCGAGAUUAUGUCUUUCGUCGAAAUGACUCGCGAAAAGGAUGUCGAGGACAAGUAUCCUACACUCGAAAAGGUCCCGGGCCACCGGAAUGACACAAGCAAGACAUGGCAUAUACCGGGUUUCGCUGGCAAACUUGGCUUCAUCACCAGCAUGACGCACAACUUUUGCGGGACUUGCAACCGCCUUCGGAUAACGAGCGAUGGGAACCUCAAGGUAUGCCUCUUCGGAAACGCGGAAGUGUCCUUGCGCGACAUCUUGCGGAAAAGCAACUGCGGCGAGCCCAUUGAUGAAGAAGCUUUUGAGGCUAUGAAGCGGGUUGGCCUAGACCAGAGCCUCGGUCUACUCACCGCGGACAGCGCCCCGGGACACCUUGCGAACCAGGAUGAACUCCUACAUAUAAUCGAUCAUAGGACCUCACAGGAAAAGCUCACGCACGUCUCCGAGUCGGGGUCUGCGCACAUGGUGUCUAUAUCGGAAAAGACGGUUACGUCCCGAGUUGCUACUGCCGCUUGUACCGUACGCUUCUCGAACACCACGGCUAUCAAGCUUAUUGAAGAGAAUGGUAUGAAGAAGGGAGAUGUGUUAGGCGUUGCAAGAGUAGCCGGCAUCAUGGCUUCCAAAAGAACUCCAGAUCUAAUACCUCUUUGCCAUCCGAUUCCGAUAUCCCACGUCAGCAUUGAUCUCACCCUCGAUCCGGCGGGAAACACUAUCGACGUUAAGGCGACAGUAGCGUGCGACGGGAAGACGGGAGUGGAGAUGGAGGCAUUAACGGCCGCAUCGACGGCAGCGCUGACAAUCUACGACAUGUGCAAGGCCGUCGACAAAGGCAUGGCUAUCGAUGGUUUACGUGUUAUUUUGAAAGAUGGUGGCAAGAGUGGCAGAUGGGAGAUGCCAUGA
This is a messenger RNA of Parascedosporium putredinis, 1089 nucleotides long. Lineage: Eukaryota; Fungi; Ascomycota; Sordariomycetes; Microascales; Microascaceae. The record is from the annotation of a GenBank genome assembly.